CUUUCCCCAAAAACCUUUGGGAGAAACCCUAGCGACUUCCCCCAAAAUUCACACACGGCAAAACAGAUGGCUUGGAGAGGGUCGGUUUGUAGAUCUUUCGUCUCCACCGCGAGGGCUUCAGUGUUACGCUCGACGCCCCGCCGUGUCACGCCUCCUCCGCUUGCUGCUCCUCGCCGGAUUGUUUUCUCGAACCCUAGGACACUUGGGGUACUGGGAUGCGCGCAGUCAAUGUUGCCACUGAAUAGCGGGAUUAGGCUGACAUCUUACUUGACCGUCAAUGUGCGGGCCUGCUGUGAGUUGUCCCAAGGCACUUGAAGAUGAUGUUACACAGGGCGCGCAAGUGCUUGAAGAUUUGUGGUCUUGCCAAAAUAGGUAUUUCGCAGGAACUGUCCCCCGGGAAAUCACAAAAGAAACACCAAUAAAGAACAUAUAUAAGUGUUCUUCGUAUGUACCUAGAUCGUAGUUGCAAUUUGAGGCUAGGCAGCAGCAGCAGUUUGACAUGAAACACUGAGCACUCUUUAGUCUUUCCGCGCUCAUGAUUUAUUUGAAUACUUUCAUGUGA
Andrographis paniculata is the source of this 562-nucleotide messenger RNA. RefSeq lists its product as uncharacterized. The coding region runs from base 67 to 315 and encodes 82 amino acids. Lineage: Eukaryota; Viridiplantae; Streptophyta; Magnoliopsida; Lamiales; Acanthaceae. The transcript has 3 exons. The record is from RefSeq and is a predicted model, not a curated record.